AUGGUCAGAAAGGACAGUGAAAGCAGCUGCUCGAGCGAUGAUAGUCAUCAAGCAGAGGACUACACUUUGGCCAACGACGCCAUCGUCACAAAAUACGGAGUUGCUGCUGAAAUUACAAAUGCUGCCUUGAAGGUAUAUUUUAAUUCUCAAAUAAUCUAAGAUAUAAAAGCCAAUUUUUUUGAUUUUUAGGCAGUCAUCGCUGCUGUCAAAGAAGGAGCAGUUGUAGGAGAAUUGUGCGAUUUGGGAGACAAAUUCAUUCUCGAAAGAACCUCAAAAUUGUACAAAAAAGAGAAGGGUUUGACCAAGGGUAUCGCUAUGCCAACCUGUAUUUCUGUCGAUAAUUGCAUCUGCCAUUUCUCGCCACUUCGAUCCGAAGCUCCAGUUGUUUUGAAGAACGGACAAGUUGUCAAGAUUGAUUUAGGAACCCAUAUUGAUGGACUCAUCGCUACCGCUGCACACACAGUUGUUGUUGGAGCCUCGAAAACCAAUAAAGUUACUGGAAAAAUUGCUGAUUUGAUCCGUGGAACAUACGAUGCUCUUGAAGUUGCUGUUCGAUCAUUGCGCCCAGACACUCAAAAUAUGGAUAUCACUAAGAACAUCGAUAGAGUUGCUGCGGAAUAUGGUGUCACUCCAAUCGAGAAUAUGGUCUCACACCAAUUAGAACGAAAUGAAAUUGAUGGAGAAAAGCAAAUCAUCCAAAAUCCAGGAGAGAAACAACGAUCAGAAGUUGAAAAGGUAGGAAAAUUCCAAUUUUUCUCUUUCUCUGAAAAACAUUUGAAAUUUCGCAGGUUAAAAUCGAGAAGCACGAAGCUUAUGCCAUCGACAUUCUUUUUCUCAACUGGUCCAGGAAAAUCAAAAGAUUUGGAUACCCGUACCACAGUCUUCAAGAAGAACGAAUCUGUUCAAUAUCAACUCAAAAUGAAAGCUUCGCGUGUCUUCUACACUGAACUCAACAAAGUGGUAUGUUAGGGAAUUCGAGAGUCUGAAUCAUGAAUUUUCGAAAUUUUCAGCAUGGACCAAUGCCAUUCUCAUUGAGAGGAUUUGAAGAGGAAGUUAAAGCCAAAAUGGGAGUUGUUGAAUGUGAGAAAUACGGCCUCCUUUCCGGAUAUCCAGUAAGUUGUUUUCAUCGAAAAAAAAGUGAAAAUAAAAAAAACCCUAUAUUUUUAGGUCUUAUACGAGAAGGAAGGCGAAUUCGUUGCUCAAUUCAAAGCAACAGUUUUAGUCAUGCCAAACGGACUCUUGAAAAUCACCGGACUUCCACUUGAAACCGAAGUCUACGAAUCUGAAGCCACCCUCAAGGAUCCUGAAUUGGUUACCAUCUUCAAAUCCGCCUUGAAGCCAAAGAAGAAGAAGGAUGCUGCCAAGAAAGAUGCCCCAGCCGCUGCUGCUCCAGCUCCAGCCAAAAAGGCCUAA
Caenorhabditis angaria is the source of this 1413-nucleotide messenger RNA. NCBI's taxonomy places the organism in Eukaryota, Metazoa, Nematoda, Chromadorea, Rhabditida, Rhabditidae. The record is from the annotation of a GenBank genome assembly.